Messenger RNA from Haplochromis burtoni (Burton's mouthbrooder), 4792 nucleotides. RefSeq names its product PDLIM1 interacting kinase 1 like (gene pdik1l). The record is from RefSeq and is a predicted model, not a curated record. Gene Ontology annotation, cellular component: cytoplasm; autophagosome. Gene Ontology annotation, biological process: axon extension; autophagy; protein autophosphorylation. Bases 186 to 1211 code for a protein of 341 amino acids. The transcript is spliced from 3 exons. NCBI's taxonomy places the organism in Eukaryota, Metazoa, Chordata, Actinopteri, Cichliformes, Cichlidae. Gene Ontology annotation, molecular function: protein serine/threonine kinase activity; ATP binding.
GUCGUCGCUCUAUCGCCACUGACGCGCUGUGCUGCAUAGCAGCUGCGCGCUCUCACGUCCAGUGUUUGACAAAACCUUCUUGGUUUGACUGUGCGAGCAGAACGUGCGCGGCGGUAAUGGCUGCCAGGGAGAGUAAAGAAGACAACAAAUGAACCCCCGAGAAUCGACUCGAAGUGAGGACUAGGAUGGUAAGCAGCCAGCCGAAGUACGAACUCAUCCAGGAGGUGGGGCGUGGCAGUUACGGUGUGGUCUAUGAGGCAGUAGUGAAGCGUACAGGGGCAAGGGUGGCGGUGAAGAAGAUUCGCUGCCACUCUCCAGAAAAUGUCGAACUGGCCCUUCGGGAAUUCUGGGCCCUCAGCAGCAUCCAAAGCCAGCACCCGAAUGUCAUCCACCUGGAGGAGUGUAUCCUGCAGCGGGACCAGCUAGCCCAGAGGAUGAACCACGGCUCCAGUUCGCCGCUCUACCUUGAGCUCGUGGAGACGUCUUUGAAGGGCGAGAUCACCUUUGACCCUUGCUGUGCCUACUAUUUGUGGUUUGUUAUGGACUUCUGCGACGGCGGCGACAUGAAUGCCUACUUGCUGUCUCGCAAACCUAGCCGCAAGACCAACACCAGCUUCAUGCUGCAGCUGGGCAGCGCCCUGGCUUUCCUGCACCGUAACCAGAUCAUACACCGUGACCUCAAACCAGACAACAUCCUCAUCUCCCAGGCCUGCACGCCAGCCGGCUCGUCCGAGCCCACCCUCAAAGUGGCUGACUUUGGCCUGAGCAAGGUCUGCUCUACAUCCGGGCUCAACCCCGAGGAGCCGGCCAGCGUCAACAAGUGCUUCCUGUCCACGGCUUGUGGGACGGACUUCUACAUGGCCCCGGAGGUCUGGGAGGGCCAUUACACAGCCAAGGCAGAUAUCUUCGCCCUGGGGGUGAUUAUCUGGGCUAUGGUGGAGCGCAUCACCUUUGUGGAUGUGGAGACUCAGAAGGAGCUGCUGGGGAGCUACGUGCAGCAGGGCUCGGAGAUUGUGCCGCUAGGAGAGGCCCUGUUAGAAAACCCAAAGAUGGAGCUACUGAUCCCUGCCCGGAAAAAGAGCAUGAACAGCCACAUGAAGCAGCUGAUCAGGGAGAUGCUGUCGGCCAACCCUCAGGAGCGGCCCGACGCCUUUGAACUGGAGCUCAGACUGGUCCGUAUCGCGUGCAGAGAGCUCGACUGGGACACGUGAUUGACGAGCAAACGUCACCACAAACUCGGCCGCAAAGCACACGCAAACAUCUCAUCAGCUGCUGUUAACAACGACGGUCACAUAAUGGGCAACAGUCAUUGGUUGUAAUAUUGAUUAUCCUUUAGCCACUGUUCAAAGCACCCACAGUCUACGACUUUAUAUUGAAGGGGGGAGGUGUCACAUCUGCUGCUCCAAACUGCAGCCUAGUCUCAGGCUAAUCACAGCUUCCACUUCCUCAUUUCAUCUGAAGCAUGACGGAAGAGCAGCGUGACCCUAGAAACUCCUGCUUUCAGGUAGAAAAGACAGUCAGAGCCUUUGUCUUCAAAUGCCACCCAAACCUCGGUGCUAAGUGUUACUAAAUGCAAUAUGAGACAUGAUCCUGUGAUUUCUUGUGCUCACAUUCACCCAAAGGGCCGACACUGCAUCCAGCCACCUCACCGUGCUGCGUGUUGCUGCAAAGUUGUUUGUGGGUUUUACAAUUUACAUGAAGAUUGGACUCAAAUACAAACAUGCCCUGAAUGCUCAGGUAUUAAUGGCGUACAGCUCGAUGGUGUUUGAAGACAAAAGCUCGCUGUCGAGGGACGUUCUGCUCCUUGGUCGUGUGAGGGGGAAAAUAAAAACUUUGGUGCUUACAUAUUAGUAACAUGGGUGGGGGACUUUUUCUUCUUUAUCAGCAAGUGUCCAGCCAGCAGGGGCUCGUGGUUGGGGGGUUUCUCCCCUUUGCAAACUGUAAGAUAGGCUGGCCAGUCGCAGACACACCCCUGGCCGCAUGAUCAGAAUGUAUAAUGAUGGAGAGCGGUCCCUGUUAUUAACAUAGAGCCUUAAACACAGAAAUACUUUUAGCCCUGAGCACGUCAUCCAGUCAGUGAGGCAGACAAAGGAUCAUGCAGGUUUAUUACAUGUUUGUUCCAGUCUGUGGUUUGCACUGAAGCCCCUUUAGACUGAAUUCUGUCAUUUCAGGGCAUCUUUACAUGACUUCAGUCAGAUAAGAAAGACUGCUGCAGAAAAGGACAAGACGGAGUAAGACGCUGUAUUUAAUAUGUUUAAUAUCCUUGCAACAUGAGGCACGAGAUGGUCAGCAGAGAAUCACGUAUAUCUGAGGUUUACCAGCUGGUUACUGGUCAUAGGUGGCCAGCUGAAAACAGUCCAGUUAGGCUCGACUGCUGACCAGUUUGUGGCCUCUGGUGUCGACUCCUAAUUAUGUCAGCAGGUGCAGCACUGCAGGCUGCUAAAGCCGACCAAAGUCAGGUAGAUGCAUCACCAAAACAUGCUUGUAUAAGUCUUGUAGCUGAAGUUUAAUAUGAAUGUGAUACACCUUAAAACUACCAUGAAAUAACACCGUGAUACAAAUGUUUUCAAUCUCAGAGAGUUGGGAAAUCCCCUUAGUGCUUCUUUAUUAAAUAGUUAUCACAGGCGAAGCCCUGAUCUGUUCCAGCCUGUAAUCAUAGAGGCUCUGGCCUCGAGUUUUACCCUCAUAAAGGCGACUUUGUGAUUAAGGAGUUGGAUUAUUGGGACAUCAGUAAUGAGAGCGAUUACUGUUGUUCUUACUUUAAUAUGAUCAUUGUUCAGCGUGCAUCACACCCAGUAGGAAUAAUGGAAUAAUAAAUCCGAAUGAUCCUUCACAAAGACAGGAAUCUGAGCUGUGGUGCAGUCAGACUCAGUGUUGGGUAGAAAAACCAAUAAUGUCCAGUUGGACUGUUUAAGAGUGGUGACACAAGUAUUCACACAUGUUCACACCUGAUGUGUAAAAGGGACGAGUGGAGCAAAGCACUUAUCGCUAACACGGUUCGUGACGACCUCCUGCAGUGUGUGCUGCAGGCUGAUAACCACGCAGGUAUUUGUUUUCCAGGCUGUUGUUAGUUACGCACGCUGCAGCUCAUCUUCAGGAAAGGCGAGAGGAAGAGCAUCAGCACUCGCCAUCCUCCAGAGGAUCUUCUCUGUUUUCGUUGACGUGUAAAGCUCUUGUGUUUUGUAUGUGUUUAACCUGAUCUGCUCUCACUGUGUCACUGCCUCCUUUCCUCUGGCUCUUACAGUAAUCCUGCUCUUCAUGCUCCUGACAGGCUAAUUCUAAGCCUAUUAAGCUGCAGCGCUUGGCACAGGAUCAUGCCUGGGACCCUUUUGCCUUUCAGGUUAUACAUAAUGUGUGUACUUUGACACAUUUUAAAUGAAAACAGUAAAAACUCACAAACAUACAAUGUCUUUGUUAGCUCACAGCUCUGUAACUGGCAGACCCCCCCUCAUUCAUUUCCCCCAUGCUUUUAGCUCUGAUAGCUUUAUUCACUGGCAUCGUGCGGAUGACAUCGGCCUUGCCGUCAUUGUGACACUAGAGUGACCUCACUGAUAUUGCACUCAAACACCUCAUUGGCAGAGUAUGUGGUUGAGAUGCACAGCGUCUCGUGAGCCUGCAGCGCUUUUGGUACAACCAGCAAUACCACAGAAAUCAGUAUUACAAUACUCGGACGACGUUUCCUUUGCUUGCGUUGGGACUCAAAUCUCUCAUGUGGAUGUUUAGGGAGUCGUUUCUGGUCGACAGAGGCGUUUGCCAAACUAAUGCUUGGUCUGGGUUACUCACCUUUGAUUUUUGAUGUUCAUUUCCUUUGCACAUGUGUAAAUACUGUACAGGUUUAUGUACAUGUGACUGAGUGUGCUCUGUUUUCAAGAGCUGGAUUGGUUUGACAUGUAAAUUUGCUGUGAUGACUUCAGUUUUCCUUCAGCUCUUGAUUCAGCACUGCUUUCCUUCAAUCAUUGAAAAGAUGUGAUAUACUUACAGGUUAAUACAGUUGGUGUGCUAGUGAUAAUGUAUGUACGUCAUUGGCCUGUUGUUUGUGGUUUUGUGUAAGCAAAAGCUGAAAUACAACACGGGUCAGCUCAGUCCUCCUUUUGUCUGCUACCAGGUAAAUGGUCAGCAGUCACGUUCAGCAGGGGUGCACUCGUGUAAAUGCUGAACGCCUCGUCGACGGCCGCUGGCCAAACGGCCGAUAAAACUGAGGCUCGCGUGAUGGCGCAGAGCCUUGUAUAUGAGAUUCAGUUUCAUCCAUUGUGACUGAAUUUUAUUUUUCUCAUUCAAAAACAGUGAAGCGCUGGAGAAUCCAAACGUUCCCCUGGCACAAGGGGAGUAAAUAAUAAAGGAGAGAAACCGUAACAGCUUCUUUUUGUUUCGAACCUUUGGACAAUGAUGCUCAUACCAAGCACUGCUUCGAAGUCUCAGACAUGUCCGUUACUGGGUGGGCUUAAAAAAGCUCACCAGACAGUGAGAGAGACUUGUGCUCAGUGCUGCUGACACAUACAGAGCGUCGGAUCGAUGGUAGAGGGACUGACGGUUUCCCCGUUUACAACUUUCUAGCAUCCCCCUAAAGCAGAUGUGGCAACUCCAGGCCUGGAGGGCCGGUGUCCUGCAGGUUUAAGAUGUCCUUGAUCCAACACAGCUGGUUUAAACGGCUAAACGACCUCCUCAGCAUGUCCUGAAGUUCUCCAGAGGCCUGCUAAUGAACUCAUGUGAUUCAGGUGUGUUGACCCAGGGUGAGAUCUAAAACCUGCAGGACACCGGCCCUCCAGCCCUGGAGGUCCCCACCCCCCAACCC